Trichoderma breve is the source of this 909-nucleotide messenger RNA. Its product is annotated as hpcH/HpaI aldolase/citrate lyase family domain-containing protein. Bases 1 to 909 code for a protein of 302 amino acids. The transcript has 3 exons. The record is from RefSeq and is a predicted model, not a curated record. Gene Ontology annotation, biological process: oxaloacetate metabolic process. Gene Ontology annotation, molecular function: catalytic activity; magnesium ion binding. NCBI's taxonomy places the organism in Eukaryota, Fungi, Ascomycota, Sordariomycetes, Hypocreales, Hypocreaceae.
AUGGCUGCACGAGCUUCGUCCAUUCUUCGGCGCUCCUUAUUAUAUGUUCCUGCAUCUUCCCAGAAGAUGCUCUCCAAGUCUUUGGCCCUGACAACAGACAAUGUCACAUAUGACUUGGAGGACUCUGUGACUCCCUCUCAGAAGGGAAAUGCUCGAAAUCAGUUAAAAGAACACAUUUCCACUCUAAAAUCGCGUCCUUCCACCAUUUCAGAGCUUGCUGUUCGGAUAAAUGCGGUGUCAACCCCGUUUGCCCUUGAUGAUCUAACCACACUGUCAUCGGCAGACCAGGUUGACGCCAUUGUCGUGCCCAAAGUCAAUUCGGCCGCAGACCUGACCUUUGUCACUGAUGUACUGCGACAUGUCGCUCCAGAACCUCAAGCAGUCAUGGACCUUUCUUCCAUAUGCAAGGCCUCCCCCUUUCUCAGUGGCUUGAUAUUUGCAGCCGAGGACUUUGCGCUUGACCUUUCGAUAACAAGAACGCCUUCUCUGACGGAAUUUCUCUAUGCACGGUCGGCCAUUGUUACUGCAGCUCGAGCGCAUAACCUCCCGAGCGCCAUUGACCUGGUUUGUACUUCCUAUAGAGGCGAUGAUGGACUCCGGACACUGGAAGAGGAAUGCCAAGGUGGAAAAGCCAUGGGUUUCAAUGGCAAGCAGUGCAUACACCCUGGACAGCUAGAGACUGUCCAGAGGAUGUUUGCUCCCGAUAUAAAGGACGUAGAGUGGGCCGUCCGUGUCACCAUUGCCGACGAAAAGGCCGCGACUGCAGGGCGUGGUGCGUGGACUCUUGAUGGGAAGAUGAUUGACGCCCCAGUGGUGGGAAAAGCCCAUGCCAUAACUGCCAAAGCAGAGCAAUGUGGAAUUGAUGUGCAGGAUCUAAGAGCAAAGUGGAAAGAUCAAGAGCCAGAGUAG